Nerophis lumbriciformis (worm pipefish) is the source of this 5026-nucleotide messenger RNA. RefSeq names its product nucleoporin 155 (gene nup155). Gene Ontology annotation, biological process: RNA export from nucleus; protein import into nucleus; protein localization to nuclear inner membrane. Gene Ontology annotation, cellular component: nuclear pore; nuclear pore inner ring. The record is from RefSeq and is a predicted model, not a curated record. NCBI's taxonomy places the organism in Eukaryota, Metazoa, Chordata, Actinopteri, Syngnathiformes, Syngnathidae. Gene Ontology annotation, molecular function: structural constituent of nuclear pore.
AGUCACCGGAAGUAAAACCUUCGACCUCAGUAGUCGUUCAUGAGGAAGAAGUCACGACUAAGCGGAUUCUCUCCACUCGGCCUCGCCAUGCCGUCCACCGCCGGACCCAGCAGCCCCUCGGCUGCUCUUGCCGAGGCGCUGGAAAGUUCUGCCCGGCUCAUCGACAGACACUUGCAGGAUGAUCGCUGCUUCCCUGACCUGUCAGAGCUGCUCAGCGUCCCCUCACACAACAUACCAUCCCUCUCUGGAGUGUCAGACAUGGACUAUCCCCUCCAGGGACCGGGUAUGCUCAGCGUGCCCAACCUCCCAGAGCUCAGUGCAGUGCGUCGAGUCCCGCUACCUCCAGAGCUGGUGGAGCAAUUCAGCCAUAUGCAGUUCAACUGCAUGAUGGGAGUCUUUCCUGAGAUUUCUCGAGCGUGGCUCACGAUUGACAAUGACAUUUUCAUGUGGAAUUAUGAAGACGGAGGAGACGUAGCCUAUUUCGAUGGGCUGAUUGAAACCAUUUUAGCUGUCGGUCUAGUCAAACCAAAACAAGGGAUUUUACAGCCUCAUAUCCACUACCUGCUUGUAUUGGCCACAUCUGUGGAUGUCGUCAUCCUGGGGCUAAGCUUCCCAAAGGGGCAAGCUGGAUUAAACGACAGCAUGUCAGGCGGCAUGCAGCUGCUCCCCGACCCCCUCUUCUCCAUCCCCACCGACAACACCUACAUCUUGUCCGUCACCUCCACCAACCUGGGCCGCAUCUUCAUGGCGGGGAAAGACGGCUGCCUGUACGAGAUCGCCUACCAGGCCGAGGCGGGCUGGCUGAGUCAACGCUGCCGGAAAAUCAACCACUCAAAAAGCUCGCUAUCCUUCCUCAUCCCUUCUGUGCUCCAGUUCUCCUUCUCAGAGGACGAUCCAAUUGUGCAGAUUGCUGUAGACAACUCCCGCAACACACUUUUUACACGCUCUGAGAAAGGAGUGUUACAGGUGUAUGACCUGGGUGCUGAUGGACAGUGUAUGAGUCGCGUGGCCACCAUGUCCCAAAACAACAUUGUUGCCGCAGCUGGACACAUCGCCAGGACGAUUGAUCGCUCGGUUUUCAAGCCUAUUGUCCAGAUCUCCGUGAUCAGCAAAUCCGAGUCCUCAGACUGCCACCUGCUGGCUGUGUCACACGCAGGUGUGCGUCUCUACUUCAGCACGACACCUUUCGCACCACCACAUCAAAAGCACACACCGGUUCGACCGUCCCUGCUUGCUUUGGUUCACGUCCGCCUCCCACCGGGGUUCUCUGCGUCCUCCACCUUGCAGAAACCGAACAGGGUCCACAAAGCUCUGCACAGUAAAGGUAUUUUGUUGAUGGUGGCUUCUGAAACCGAGGACAACGACCUUUUGUGGUGCAUCAACCAUGAUUCUUUCCCCUUCAAAAAACCAUUGAUGGAGACUCAGAUGAUGUCUAAUAUAGACGGACACACAUGGGCUAUCUGUGCAAUCGACGAGGCAAGACAAGCCAAGAGUUGGACCCCACUGAACAAGGAUCUGAUCCCUGUCACUGAUUCACCCGUCGUGGUGCAGCAGCACAACAUUCCUCCGCAGAAAUUUGUCCUCCUUUCUGCAAAGGGGAGUCACAUCUUCCAAAAGCUGCGCCCGGUGGAUCAGCUCCGUCACCUGCUGGUGAGCUGCGCUGGAGGCGAGAGCGAGGAGAUUGAGCGCUUCUUCAAGCUGCACAGGGAGGAGCAGGCAUGCGCCACAGCUUUGAUUCUGGCUUGUUCCAACGCCGCUUGUGACAGAGAAGUCUCACAGUGGGCUACCAGAGCCUUCUUCAGAUAUGGAGGAGAAGCACAGAUGAGAUUUCCAUCAGCGAUGUCACCAGCUAGCACUGUCGGACCCAUGAUGAGCUCUCCAGCACCAGGCAUUUUCCCCCCACCGCUGGCCACACCUUUUGCACCAAUGCAUCUUGGGGCAGCCCCCAUCACUCCCAUGUCUGUUGGUCCAGAGGUGAUUUUCUCCGGGAAGCAAAAUGGCAUCUGCGUCUACUUUUCCCGCGUUCUCGGCAACAUUUGGGAUGGGAGUCUUGCUGUGGAGAAAACGAUGAGCAAAGGAAGCCAGACUGUCAGUAUUUUGGAAAGCAGCGUUCCUUCGUUUCACCUGGAGUCGGUCCUCAUGGAGCUCUACGGUCUGAAGGACUUUCUGGACAAAAAUUCUCAGUUCAGUCCAUCCUCUCUUGGUGGUGCAAGCUUCAGUUCCCCAGGCAACCUGCAGCAAAGGCUGCUGGGGUUCAUGCGGCCAGAUGGUGCCAACUCUCAGCAGGAUCUCCAGAGGAAAUAUCACACCACAGCUCAAGUUUAUGAAAAAGUGUCCCUGCAGAGCAUCCAGCAGUUGGUGCAUCGCACCUACCAAACUUUGGCUCUUUGGAAGCUACUAUGCGAUCACCAGUUUACCCUCAUAAUGUCAGAACUCCCAAAGGAGUUUCAAGAGCAGAUGAUGGGAGCCAGUUUCAAGGACGUGGUGAUCCGGGGAAAGGAGCUGUCUGGGGCGCUCAUCACAGCGCUCAUUAACGUCUACAUCAAAGAUAACGCCUCGGUGGAUGCUAUCAGCAAUCACCUGCGGGACAUCUGCCCGCUGCUGUACAGCACUGACGACAGCGUCUGCUCCAAGGCGAAUGAGUUGCUGCAAGGCUCCAAGCAGAUCCAGAAUAGAAUAGAUAAGGAGAGAACACUAAGAGAGUCACUUCGUCUCUACCAGCAGAUCAGCCAACACACUGACCUGCCACUGGUUUGCUCCCAGUAUAGACAAGUGCGUUUCUACGAGGGAGUCCUGGAGCUCUGCCUAACAGCCGCCGACAAGAAGGACCCACAGAGGCUGGGCCCCCACUUUUACAAGAACGGAGAGCCUGAAGAGGACCACACAGGACAGCAGGCCUUCCAGGAAAGACUUUCCUGUUAUAAGUGCAUCACAGACACCAUGCAGGAGCUGGUGAACCAAAGCAAAGCCGCCCCUCAGUCGCCCAGCGUCCCAAAGCAGCCAGGCCCUCCUGUCAUGACUUCUGACCCCAAUAUGCUGAGUAACGAAGAAGCCACAGCCCAUUUUGAGCAGAUCCUCGGUUUGGCACAGAGGUCCCAAGACGAGCUGUUUCACAUCGCUCUGUACAACUGGCUCAUCCAGGCCGAUCUGGCGGAUAAGCUUUUGGAGGUGAAUUCGCCAUACCUGGAAGAACACCUCAUGCAUAUGAUCAAACAGGACCAGAGCAAAGUACACAACAUGGACCUCCUGUGGCGCUACUACGAGAAGAACCGCAACUUCGGCAAGGCCGCUCAUGUCCUGGCCCGCCUCGCUGACAUGCACAGCACAGAGAUCUCUCUUAAGCAGCGUCUGGAGUACUUGGCCCGAGCCAUCCUGUCUGCAAAGAGUUCCUCUUGCAUCUCUGCACUGGCGGCAGACGGCGAGUUCCUCCACGAACUGGAGGAAAAGAUGGAGCUGGUUCGUAUCCAAGUACAGAUUCAAGAGACCUUGAUCCGACAGUACUCCAACCAUCCUUCAGUGAAAACCGCCAUCUCUCAGUUGGAUUCGGAUCUCAUGGACAUCACCAAGCUCUACGGGGAAUACGCCGACCAUUUCAAACUGUCCGAGUGCAAGCUGGCCAUCAUUCACUGCGCGGGACACUCCGAUCCAAUCCUUGUGCACUCGCUCUGGCAGGAAAUCAUAGAGAAAGAACUGGCAGACACGGUGGCCAUGAGUCCAGUCGACAGGAUGAGAUCCGUCAGUUUGAAGCUGGUGUCGCUGGGGAGGAUUUACGCGGGCACACCAAGAUAUUUUCCACUGGAAUUCCUGGUGAAGUAUCUGGAGCAGGAGGUGUGCCGCCUCAACUGGGACGUGGGCUUCGUUACCUCCACCAUGCAGGAGAUUGGGAUGCAGUUGCCACGUCUUCUGGAGGUCUACGACCAGCUUUUCAAAACACGGGACCCCUACUGGCAGCGUUUGAAAAAACCUCUGCACUUGGUGGAGUGUAUCCACGUGCUUCUGUCCGGAUAUGUCAACGACCCAAGCAGAGUGCAAACAUAUGACAGACGUCGCUUCACCAACGUCUGCCUGGACAACAUCUGCGGGUACCUGGUGGAGUUGCAGUCUCUCAGCCCCAACGCUGCCCUUCAGCAGACCAUCGGCAACUUCAAGUCUCUGCAAGCCAAACUGGAGAAACUUCACUGAUGGCACCCAAUCAUCACGAGGACCUCCAACCUCUGUUGCCUUAACUGUCGGUGGUAAAUCUGUCAUGAAGAAUAUACAGGCUGAGUUCCCUGGAGUCACGGUAGGGCUAGUCUUCAGGGUUCAGAGUCGUGGUACAUAUGCAUUAUCUAUCAGAGAGUCAGCGUUAUGUCUUCAAUGAACUUUGCUUGUUUGGUUUUCAAUCUGCAGUAAAGAGCCCCAGUAUGGCUUGCCGUGUGAGUUUAGUGCCAGGAUAUUGCCAUCAGUAGACAGACGAGGCAGGUUUUAUAACUUAUUUAAUGCUGUGUUAUGUCCUCAAAUACAACUUGGAGUGUAAAUAGCCUCGCCAGACUCAUUAAAACGACAAAUACGACUUUUUGUACUGACGAUGUACAUACAAACCACUUGGCAACAGUGUUUGUUUGUUGCCAACCAAACUGAUUUGUUCCAUUUUUUGUACAUAAAAUGUGGUCGCUCCUUCAUUUGUUGAAACAAUAAUCCCCCCCUUUUUUGAUAUUUGAUAUUUUUUAACACGCUGCUGCUCUUCACAAGGCCCGACUGUCAUAUUUGCUUUUGUAGGAACCCCUUUUAAAUGUCAAAAUUUAUAAAAAGCCUCACUUUUUGUCCUUUGCCCAACCGUGUGGGAGAGAACAGCCUUAAAAUGGCUGCAUUGUUCAUAAUGCGACUCUGCAGAGGGACUGUAAUUGGGUUUAAUUGAAAUGACACUCCGGUUUCCUAUGCAGUCAUCACAACAGAGCAGUUCAUUGUUUUUCCUAAUUAGCCGUUCGCUCGGGUAUGCUCGCAAAUGUGAUUUUAGCCUCAUGGAAAUAAAGCAGUUUGGACUUGU